Messenger RNA from Acromyrmex echinatior (Panamanian leafcutter ant), 1614 nucleotides. RefSeq names its product cytochrome P450 9e2 pseudogene. NCBI's taxonomy places the organism in Eukaryota, Metazoa, Arthropoda, Insecta, Hymenoptera, Formicidae. The record is from RefSeq and is a predicted model, not a curated record.
AUGCAAUGGAUGAAAGGAUAUAGACGGGGAUGGGGAUGGGAGAACGGGAUAAGAGAACAAAGAGGAGGAAUAAAGGGAAAUAAGAGCGAAAUGCUUUGGAAAUUUCAGAGGAAGCGGAAGAGGUCGGAGGCGAAGCGAGUCGAGAGCCGACUGAAGGACCGUAUUCAACAUCCAGUAGACGAGGAGCAGCAGAGCCCCGGCCAACUUCAACAGAGAGAUACGAGCAGCCAGUCUGCUUCCAGAGGUGCUCAACCGCUAGCAGUUAUCACCGACGAGGAACCCAGUUACUGGUACGCAGCGGCACUACCAACUCAUCGGCCAUCAUCGGGAAUUACAAUAUUCACGAUCUCCGGACGACCUAGGGUUUGUUACCGUCCUGAAGAAUGCACGUAUCAUAGGAGCGAAUCCAUUAGGAGACAUGGUAUUAUUCACAUACCAUCUAUUCCUAUACUAGGUGUCAUGGCACCAAUUAUAUUUCGCCGAAUGUCAUUUGCCAAUUUCACCAGAAAAAUAUACAAUCUGAAUCGAGACGCAAAAUACAUUGGAUUCUACGCUACAACGAAGCCAGUUCUUAUGCUCCGUGAUCCGGAAGUGAUCAAGGCUGUUAUUGUCAAGAAUUUCAAUUCAUUUACCAAUAAUUCCAUUUUCGUUGAUGUUAAUGACUAUGUGCUUUCACAGAAUCUGUUUGGCCUACAAAACAUAAAGUGGCGGCACGUAAAAAACCUACUAUCUCCAUCCUUUACGUCCAGUAAGAUGAAGACUAUGUUUACUUUUAUGUCGAAACAUGCUGCGGAUUUUGUUGAAUUGAUGUCAACACUACCAGCAGAUAAAAGCGACAUUAAUAUAAAAGAUAUUUUUGAUAGAUAUACGAACGAUGUCAUUGCCUUAUCUAAUCCAAGUAUUCAAGUCAAAUUGCGACAAGAGAUAGAUGAGCUCUUGAACGAAUCAGACGGAAAUGUAACUUACGAAGCAAUUAAUAAACUCAAAUAUUUAGAUGCAGUAAUAAAGGAAGCUCUCAGACUUUUUUCACAAUCUUCUUUCACUAUAAACAAGGGCAUGAUUAUUUGGAUUCCGUUGUAUGCGAUUCAUCAUGAUGAAAAAUAUUACGAUAAUGCUGAAGAAUUUCGUCCAGAAAGAUUUUUAAAUAAUAAUCUGGACAAUAAUUAUCGGUCUUCAUUUUAUUUUCCAUUUGGAUUAGGAUCGAGAAUGUGCAUUGACAGAAGAUUCGGUUUGUUGAUGAUAAAAGUCAUACCAUUUCAUUUACUAGCACGAUGUGAACUGAAACAGUGCGCCAAAACUUCGUCAAAAAUUAAAUUCAACGAGAAAAAUCUGCUAAUGAUGCCGAAGGACGGGUUUUGGUUGAAUAUUCAACAUAGAAAUGACAAAAAGCAAAAAGGGACGAAGCUGUCUCAAAAGAGGCUGGUAGAACAUCUUGACAAUGGAUGCGCAUCCACAUCUGACAAAAUUCUGAAGCUACAUAAGCCUACUCCAGAGAAUAGUCAAGGUUUGAUACUAACAAAAAAUAGAUUUCAGUGUUUAGCAGACACAGUAGAAUUGCAUGAUGAUACCUCUUCGCUUGACUCUGAAGAAUUGCACGCAAAUAGCGAUAAUUAA